This is a messenger RNA of Plasmopara halstedii, 693 nucleotides long. Its product is annotated as Collagens (type IV and type XIII), and related proteins. The transcript is spliced from 2 exons. Bases 1 to 693 code for a protein of 230 amino acids. Lineage: Eukaryota; Oomycota; Peronosporomycetes; Peronosporales; Peronosporaceae. The record is from RefSeq and is a predicted model, not a curated record.
AUGGGAGUAGGCGCUCCGGGAGUUGGAGUGUUGGGAGAUCCUGGAGUCGGAGUAUUGGGGGAUCCUGGAGUCGGAGUAUUGGGGGAUCCGGGGGUCGGAGUAUUGGGGGAUCCGGGGGUUGGAGUACUGGGAGAUCCAGGGGUUGGAGUGUUAGGAGAUCCAGGGGUUGGAGUGUUAGGAGAUCCAGGGGUUGGAGCGUUUGGAGAUCCGGGGGUUGGAGUGCCGUUUGGCGUAGGCAACUCAUCCUCCCCACCUGUAACGCUUCCACCAGUGACUCAGCCACCAGUGUCGUUGCCCCCCGAGACGUUGCCCCCUGUGACGAUUCCACCUGUAACACAGCCAGCAGUGACGUCGCCACCAGUGACGUUGCCACCUGAGACGUUGCCCCCUGUGACGAUUCCCCCUGUAACGCUGCCUCCUGUGACGCAGCCACCAGUGACGCAGCCACCUGUAACGCUUCCACCAGUGACUCAGCCACCAGUGUCGUUGCCCCCUGUGACGACUCCACCUGUAACGCAGCCACCAGUGACACAGCCACCAGUGACACAGCCACCAGUGACACAGCCACCAGUGACACAGCCACCUGUGACACCUCCUCCGGCGACGCUCCCUCCUCCGGCGACGCUACCUCCUCAACCACCGGUUACGUUGCCCCCAAGGGGUCCCCGCAGCCGUAAACUGCGCAGCCACUAA